CUCGUUUCAUGACAGUGCCUGAAGAUCGCUCUUUAGCGACCCUAGACACUGAAAAAAAAUCCGUUGACGAUGAAGAAUCGAGAAUAAAAAGUCCUGGGCUCGACGGCACAAUAGAGUUUCAUAAAAACGACAACAUACCACAACAGAAUACUCCCGAUGAUAUUACUCUGCAGUCCACCAAAGAAAGCGAAAUAUCAGCCGUCGACAAAGUGUCAGAUAGCGCUGUAGACAUAGCCGCUGAGAACAAUACUGAUGUUAAUGAUAUAGAUAGCCCACUAUCUAAGCGGCGAAGGCGAAGGCAGGCACUCCUCAAAGCACUAUAUAUAAUCCUAUUCAACGCUGCUAUACCCAUCGGCCUAUAUUAUGCUCUAAAGCCUCACAUACCUGCUGUUUGGGCAUUGGUAGCUUCGACUGCACCAACUAUUAUUUCCGUCAUUGCUCAAGCUGCUAUUGCUCGUAGAUUGGACAUGAUUGGAGUUGCCGUAAUUUUCGGCUUCAUAUUAUCCGUCAUUUUGGCCGUCGUAAGCCAAGAUCCGAAAUUAUUGCUACUGAGAGAAUCAUUUGUCACUGCCGGAGUUGGUGGAGCUAUGCUUGUAACCCUUAUACCUGUAAGGUACAAAAGCUUUGAAUUAAAGCCUAUCUUGUACUAUUUUGCAAAGGACCUGAUACCAAUGCAACCCAUCACCCGUUCGGAUGGCCAGAUGGAACCUCGACUAGAAUUUUUCUGGAGAACAUCCAAGACGUUUAGACGCCAUAUUCGAAUCCUUACAGCACUAGACGUUUUCACAUUGGAGUGCGAAUUUGGACUGAAGCUCUUUUAUAUCCUUCACUUUGAUUUGGACAAGACUGUUGUGUUGUCGAACAUUACCCUUACCAUUGUAGGCAUCGUUGCCACUCUCUGUACAAUUUAUUACGCUUUCUGGAUUCGAAAGAAAGUCAAGCAAGAAGAGCCUGAAUUAUUAGCAAAGGAUACUUUAUCGGGCGCUUAGUGCUCCCGAUCUUUCUUUUUGCCAAACUUCAUAUAUCCAACAUCAGACACAGAUGGCAUUCAAUGGGAAGUCAUCCCUCUACAUUUACGAAAGUGGCUCUGAUUCGUAGUUAAUAAACCAACGUCCUACGUCUAGAAUAUAACAUUGCUAAGCGUAGAAUAAGCGCAUAUACUGUACAUCAUUUCUCAUUUGUUACCCAUUUCUUCAAUAACAAAGUAAAAGAAUCCCCGAAAAGGAAACAACCUUGACAUCUGUAACUUCUUUCUAUGACGUAACCCAUAUCUCAAUACCUUG
Umbelopsis ramanniana AG is the source of this 1283-nucleotide messenger RNA. RefSeq lists its product as uncharacterized. The record is from RefSeq and is a predicted model, not a curated record. NCBI's taxonomy places the organism in Eukaryota, Fungi, Mucoromycota, Umbelopsidomycetes, Umbelopsidales, Umbelopsidaceae. The transcript is spliced from 3 exons. The coding region runs from base 9 to 989 and encodes 326 amino acids.